Messenger RNA from Aedes aegypti (yellow fever mosquito), 1054 nucleotides. RefSeq names its product serine protease 1. The coding region runs from base 57 to 971 and encodes 304 amino acids. Lineage: Eukaryota; Metazoa; Arthropoda; Insecta; Diptera; Culicidae. The record is from RefSeq and is a predicted model, not a curated record. Gene Ontology annotation, biological process: proteolysis. Gene Ontology annotation, molecular function: serine-type endopeptidase activity. The transcript is spliced from 3 exons.
GCCACCGGAGGCUCACAUCAGUUGAAAGAUUGAACCCAUUGGGAAAACAAGACAAAAUGUGCAGAUUCGCGAGUAUCCUACUCGUCUUGGCACUGGCAGUCGCCACUGUCAAGGCCAUGCAAAGCCCAGAAAUCGAUCCGCAGACGAUCGACUGGACUAUUGUGCGAACCCUACGAGAGACGGACAAAUACCGUGCUCGAUUUGGAUUGGCCCCACUGAGUGAUGACGAAAUCCGUCAGUCUCGUAUCUCCGGAGGAACCAUCGCCACGCCUACGGACAUCCCAUGGGCCGCCGGAGUUCUGAUCCAUGGAGGCACUUCGGGACACAGCUUCUGCAGCGGAACUUUGAUUUCCGCUCGGUUCGUUAUGACUGCCGCCGAUUGUGUCGUUGGUGAAAGCAACAUUGCCAUUGCUUUGAACGCUGCCAACAUGGCUAACAUCGGAACGCUGAUCGCCGUUUCGCACGUGCUGAUUCACCCCAACUACAGUUCCUUCUUCAAUCGAGAUAAUCUCGCUAUUCUCACUCUGAAUCAGCCCGCUCCUGUCGAUGAUUCUACAAUUCGGCCAGUUCUGAUGCCACGUCGUUCGGAUUCGGGCUUAUCCUUCGUGGAUUGGUCAGCGACGACGGCCGGAUGGGGAAAUACAGGAAACCGUGACAAUGAGCCUAUUCCGACGCAGUUCCUGCAGUUCGCUACGGAUUCCGUUACUUCGAAUUUGGCGUGUCAGUUGUCGUACACCUGGGUCAGAAGUACGCAUAUCUGCGUUCAAACAAACAACGGUGGUCCAUGUGAUGGCGACGAAGGAGGUCCCGUUACGGUGCGUGAAGCAAAUCGCGUGUUCCUGAUUGGCAUCCACUCGUUCCACUUCAGCGGCAUUCGUGGGUGUGACCGUGGUCGUUCCGCCGUCCAUACCCGUAUCACCGAAUAUCUCGACUGGAUCGAACAAAACACUGACGUAGUUGUUCCAGCAUAGAUUGUGUUAUCUUGAACCAAUUGUUUUCCACCAAUAAACGAUUCCAAAAACGCAUUAAGUAUUGCAAUAUUUCAUGCUGGAAA